AUGAGCGGCUGCGCCAAGCACCUCUCUCUCUUCGUGUCGGCAACCUUCCCUGCGUCGAGGGUCACUCGAGCCCGCGCGCCAGGCACCCCCGUCGCCUACGUAAACUUGAUUGCUACCGGGUCGGCGCCGUCUCUGGUAUUCCCAUUUUCUCUGUGCUUUCUUCCUCUGUCUGGUCCUCCUUCCCAAGGCUGCAGCCCGCAGCGCCGCCGCACUGUGCCCCCCCUGUCCCCCCACCUCGCCUCCCCCCCGUCGAAUCGUGCGCUGCAAGUUCGCGUAGGCUUUUCCUCGCGCCUGUCCCCUGGAACAUCGCCGCCACACACAGCCAUGCAGAAGCGCGGGCGCGGCGGCGACGAGUCCGCGGGCCGUCCGCGUGGCGGGAAUUUUUGGCGGUCCCAGGGCCCCAACUGCGCAGGAGAUCCUCAGCAUCCCUCGCAGGGCGUCGGCUCGCCUGGCGGCGGGCGCGCCUUCUACGGCGUGGAGCGGAGCGACACCGCGCGGGCGUGGGGGGACUCGAGACGCGAACACGUGCCGCAUCCCCGGCGUACCCCGGCGACUGGCGCAAGCCCCCCAGAGGUGUCUGGGAGCCGUAUUCUAGCCCCGAGAGGCACACGACUGCGUCGCCUGGUUGCAGAUCGCACGCUGCGCCGGCGCAUCUACGACUUUGCCGAGCAAGCGCGGUUUCAGGGAGAAGAGCGCAGGUGA
Besnoitia besnoiti is the source of this 702-nucleotide messenger RNA. RefSeq lists its product as uncharacterized. NCBI's taxonomy places the organism in Eukaryota, Apicomplexa, Conoidasida, Eucoccidiorida, Sarcocystidae. The transcript has 3 exons. The coding region runs from base 1 to 702 and encodes 233 amino acids. The record is from RefSeq and is a predicted model, not a curated record.